This is a messenger RNA of Pocillopora verrucosa, 1621 nucleotides long. NCBI's taxonomy places the organism in Eukaryota, Metazoa, Cnidaria, Anthozoa, Scleractinia, Pocilloporidae. The record is from RefSeq and is a predicted model, not a curated record.
ACUGACCAAACCUGCUUCCUGUACACAAAGACGGCCGAUAAAAAUUGUGAAAUUCCGGAGUGACAUCAAAUGCAAACCAACAAUUCCAUCGAAGCCGGAGCUUAUUCCCCAGUCAUGAUCACCGAAAUGCUCAGUUCUGCUUGCGUCGUCCUAUUAGUUGUUGUUAUCUGCUGUAUGAUCAAACUCUACAACAUGGUAAAAAUCAUCCGACCAUCAGGGAAUGAAAGAGCUCGUGUGGAGUACGCCAGAGAGAAUCAGAGAGCCUUACCAGUAGAGAGGGAACCCACAGUUUCUUUUCCUCGAGCUGAGGAAAGCGCAAGACAACGUUUUACAUGUAACAAUACAACCUACGGCGGAUUACAAGCGAUACGACGACAGCCACAAAUGCAUGACGAACGUUUUAGGGGGCAACAGCUACAGUGUACCACUGAAGACGCCGUGGACUUGCCUGAGUAGGCUUACUAAGGUAAAAAGGUCUUUAAGAUAUCAUAGCCUUGAGAUUACAUGCUUUUUACAUAGUGCCAUUAAUUCGGAAGAUCCUCAAAAUCAAAGUUCCUUUCUCUUAUCACUUCGGCCGAUAAGAUUGUGUCUUUACUACAUCUCUAUGCAGUCUUACACUACAACAAAACCACUGGAAGUAUAUACAAGUACAUUUUCAUUUUCUGUGCUCUGAAUAGACACGACAAAUCGUUCCUGGAACCCCUCGGUGUUCUUUCUGAACGGUAGGAUUUACGCACAAUUGUGUUCCUCUUUCCAUCCAAAGUAGGUGUAAUGUUUUUUGUUUUCGGCUGAGUCACUUCAAAGUUUUUAUUUCGUUUCUUCGUCUGGUCAACUUUCCAAAAACGCACGAGUGUAUCGCUGCAUCAAAACACGAUGAGACAUCUGCAAAUUUUGUUGGUCUGGUUAAAACAAAGGCCACUGUUAAGUCACAUUUACUGCAUGUCUUCUUUCGCUAACUGGACAUUCAUUCUUUUUAACAGAUUUCCACAAAUUAUCCGCGUUCCUGUGGUGAACUGGCUUUCUCCAGGGAAAGUGAAUGACAUUGUGUCGAUGGACAACAGUGAUAUAUUUUUUUAAUAUGAAAAACGGCCUAUACUUUAUACUUAAUACUCAUGCAUAUACUUUACAAUUGAAACUGUGUUUAAAACGGCCGAUUUGAGAAAAAAAGUCUGUGUACAAAUAAAACUAGAUGGCCCUAAAAACAGUAACUAACUGCGUUGGUUUAUUUGUGUUUUCCUCUCGAGAUAAUGUAAUUUGUAUUGCUUGCGGUCAGACGCGCGACUUCACCCACAGGAUCGAAUUGAAUAAAACUAUGACACCAUACUUGUUCCUCCGGCACUUGAUCUUGGCUCUAUGCUUGAAAAUAAAGAACAAUUUGCAGAUUAAGGCUUUUGUCGGCGAAGCAAUUUAAGACCAAAGCAGCUUGCUUGUUGGCCACCUCUCUAUUCAGGCGCCUUUGAAAACAUUGACGAAGCUCGAACACCUUACCCAGUAAUGAUUGCUGAGACCUCAAAUCGAACAGUUACUAGAAUUGAAUCAUCCUUGUGAGUGGAGCGCAGUUCUUUUUAUUUGCGGCGGAACAAUUUAAGACCAAAGCAGCUUGCUUGUUGGCCACCUCUCU